Molecule: messenger RNA, 2373 nt
Organism: Penicillium lagena
Lineage: Eukaryota; Fungi; Ascomycota; Eurotiomycetes; Eurotiales; Aspergillaceae
Product: ZZ type zinc finger domain protein
Exons: 4
Coding region: 1-2373 (790 amino acids)
Molecular function (GO): zinc ion binding
Source: RefSeq, a predicted model, not a curated record
AUGGCCUCUCCCCUGACCCCAUCCCAGCCCUUAUCCCCAGACCACCUGGUGACAGUCAAGGUGCUCUACAAUGAGAAUAAUCGGCGCUUCAAGCUGCCCCUCAAGGACUUGAAGCCGCAGGUCUUCCCCCAGAAGCUCCGCACGUUGCUUGGCGUUCCCGUUGAUGUCAACGUCAUCUUCGAACGCUAUUCCGACAGUGCCGGUUCCUACAUUCGCCUGGAUUGCGAUAACGUGGUCGUCUACAAAUCACUCUACCGCGCUGCCAAGGCCAAAUCAAAGCUCCGGAUCAAGGCUACUACAGUCGACCCCAUGUCGUCGGCCUUGCCGGCCUCCGAAGAGGAGACCUCAAAGCCUGCACAGGAGAAUCAACCCGUUCCACAGCCUGCCCCGAGGUACAGCUAUCUCGACACGGUUUUGAGCUCGCCAAUCCCGGCGUCUAUUCCGGAAAUUCUUCCCUCGAUAUCUGUUCCACCUUCCACCUGCGUUAUUGGGUCGCACCAGCCGAAUCAGUCAUCUCUUAAUCCUCCUUGCUAUCGUCGCUUUGAGAUGGAUGACGGUAAUCGUAACUUCCCCGUCAUCUCUCACAGCUCCCCUAGCGGCAUGUUCUGCAUUGAUUGCAACAACUGUGGUCGUUCCAUUGUCAGCGAACACUACCACUGUAGCAUCUGCGAGAAUGGGGACUAUGAUCUGUGCCCGCAGUGUGUUGAUGCAGGAGCGUCCUGCCGCGGCGAUGGUCACUGGUUGAUCAAGAGAGUCGUCAGUGAUGGCAUUGUGACCAACAGUACGACGGAGAAACUUGCUCCGCGCGAGGCGUCCGUGCAGCAGAGCAAGCCGGAGAAGGUCCUCGUUGAGGCGACUGCUGAGCCGGUCCCUGAAAUGGCCGCUACGUCUGCUCCUGAAGUCGAAGAGGAAGACAAGCAUAUCUGCAAUGGAUGUUGCCGUGAGAACGAUGGCCGUAGCAUGGUUCGAUGCGCCCAGUGCGAGGACUAUGAUCUGUGUCUCCGCUGUCUCCUGCGGAACAAGCACGGUCAUCAUCCUGCGCACGCUUUCAAGCUUGGGUCGGACCGUGACUUCUGCCUGAAGAAUCUCAUCACAUCCCGUUGCGCUCCUGGUCGGCUGUUCAAGCACGCUGCCGUCUGUGACGGCUGUGAGAAGCGCAUUAUCGGCAUCCGCCACAAGUGCAUGAUAUGCCCUGAUUGGGACUACUGCCAGGACUGCGUCUCGUCCGCUUCUCAGAAUCACCCCGACCAUCGGUUCGUGCCCAUUUAUGACGCCCUUGCUGAACCCCCUCGUGUCCACGAGAUCCAUUACGGCAUCUUUUGCGAUGGCCCCUUGUGCAAGAACAAGCCAGCCCAGAGCUACAUCACGGGUGCGCGCUACAAGUGUGCCGUCUGCGAUGACACCGACUUCUGUGCCAACUGUGAAGCUCUUCCAACCCACCAGCACAACCGCACUCACCCCCUCAUCAAGUUUAAAACUCCGGUCCGACAUGUGACGGUGAACACCAUGGGUGAUGACGGCUUCAGUCUGGGUGAUCAGACCUACCUUCCGGAACGGAUUUCGGCGGAGGCCCUUAAUGAGAAAACAACAGUCGAGAAGGCACCCGUGGAGGUGGAUGCCAGCAAGCCGGCCGAGAAGACCGAGUCCGACAGUGGGUCUGCUGUCUGGACCGAUUCUGUGGCAGAAUUCCAGGGACAGUUUAUUCGGGAUACUAUCCCCGAUGGCACGAAGCUGCCUCCGGACACAACAUUCGAACAGACCUGGACUCUGCAUAACCCCGGCCCUCGCGCAUGGCCCGUUGGGACUGACGUCCGCUUUGUUGGUGGCGACACCAUGUUCAACGUUGAUGCGACUCAUCCGUCUAGUGUUGAGUCUAUUCGGUCUGCCAUGGAGAGCAACAAGUUGUCCGCUCCCCUGGAGGCCGGCGAGAGUGCCGAUUUUACUGUGACACUUCGAACUCCUUCCCGCGAGGGCACUGUCAUCUCGUACUGGCGACUGAAGCUCCCCAACGGCAUGGCGAUUGGUCAUCGACUGUGGUGUGAUGUCCAGGUGCAGGAGUCUACGGAGAUCGAAUCGGUGGCGGUUCCAGUCAAGAUCGAAACUCCCGCGGAGGCUAGCGAUAGCGGUAUGAUCUUCCCCAAGCUGGACAAGGAGUCCCCGGAGACGAGCACCCACGAAGCUAUUACCCCCCACGUUGAGGUGGAGCCUGCCCCCACGGUCUCGAAUCCCUCCGAGCCAGAUGUGUCCGAGGACAUGGAAAGUUUGUCUCUGGACGAUGCGGACACGGAGACGGGUUUCUUGACUGACGAAGAGUACGAUGUCCUCGAUGCCAGCGACCAGGAGUACCUCGAGGCGAAGCAGUCGGUGAACUAA